AUGUCUAGCGAUGAGGAUGAGAUGCGGCAGCUGCGGGCCACCAGCAGCUACGCUGCUGCUGCGAGAGACCGGCAGCAGCAGCAGCAGCAGCAGCAGCAGCAGCAGCAUCGACGUGAUGCUGUUGCUGCAGCAGCAGCAGCAGCAGCAGCAAGAAAAGCAGCAGCAGCAGCAGAUGAAAACAGCAGCAGCAGCAGCGAAGACGAUGGCUUCGGACCUAGGCCCUUGAGUAUAGCUUCCCGCCGCAGGCGCCGCAGCAGCAGCCCGGAGCAGCAGCAGCAGCAGCAGCAGCAGCAGCAGCAAGCAGCAGCAGCAGCAGCAGAGUCUGAAGACAGUGAUGAUGAUGAUGUUGCUGUCGAUGAGGAUGCUUCUGCUGCUCUUGCUGCAAUGGGCCUCCCCUCUAGCUUCGGGGGGCAGCUGCUGCAGCAGCAGCAGCAGCGAAGGAAAAACAGCAGCAGCAGCAGCAGCAGCAGCAGCAGCAGCACGAGAAACAGCAGCUACAAUAAGGCCCGUUUCCUCAGCAGCACUGCUGCUGACGCAGCAGUUAAAAAGGAGUCUCCUGCUGCUGCUGCUGCUGCUGCCGACUCCAGCAGCAGCAGCAGCAGCAGAAGCAGCAGCAGCAGCAGCAGCAGCAGCAGCAGCAGGCUGCGCAGCAACGGGCUGUGGACGGAGCUCGACCCGUGGCUGUCUCCUUCUCUCCUCGCUGGGUGGCGGGAUGAAUCAGCAGCAGCAGCAGCAGCAGCAGCAGCAGAUGCAGCAGCAGCAGCAGCAGCAGCAGCAGCAGCAGCACAUGAGCUGCCGCUGUUUGGUGGUUUCUCUUUACGUGGAGAUACACCUGAUUUUAUCUCUUCUUUUGACUUCUCCUCUAAAGCAAAUAUCAUGUACAGGCUGCUGCAGCAGCUGCAGCAGCAGCAGCAGCAGCAGCAGCGGCAGCAGCGGCAGCAGCAGCAGGAGAGAAGAGGAAAGUUUAUGGGUAUGUCUGAGAGAAUAAAAGAUGAGGGGACCAUUGGUAGAAAGGUGCAGCAGCAGAGAGUGGUUUAUCUCGUUUGUGUACAUCUGCUGCAGCAGCAGCAGCAGCAGCAGCAGCAGCAGCAGCAGCAAGAGGAGACUGGUCUGGUUUGUCUAGGAAGGAGAGAGAAAGACUAG
This is a messenger RNA of Eimeria mitis, 1143 nucleotides long. RefSeq names its product WD domain, G-beta repeat-containing protein, putative. NCBI's taxonomy places the organism in Eukaryota, Apicomplexa, Conoidasida, Eucoccidiorida, Eimeriidae. The record is from RefSeq and is a predicted model, not a curated record. The transcript is spliced from 3 exons. The coding region runs from base 1 to 1143 and encodes 380 amino acids.